AUGUGGAGUAUAAUAGGAGAAGAGGCACUUCCACCCGACGGAUCGCUUUUCAAUGUAUUGCUAGUGUUUGUGUUGGCAUACAUUUGCGGACAGUUGGUAUCAAUCAUUCGUUUGCCGCCACUCUUAGGAAUGCUGGCCAUUGGCUUCACUUUUGGGAAUGUAAUGGAUCUGAAUCUCAAUCAAAGUUUAUCGGCAACCCUUAGAUCCAUAGCCCUUGUAAUCAUUCUACUGCGGGCUGGACUUGGAUUAGAUCCACAAGUGAUUAAAAAGUUAAGUGGUGUCUGUCUGAGGCUUUCGCUGAUCCCAUGCACUGUCGAAGCCUUCACUUUUGCGGCGACUAGUUAUCUACUCAUAGAUUUGCCUUUUAAUUGGGGGGUACUCUUGGGAUUCAUACUGUCCGGUGUGUCCUCUGCUAUAGUUAUACCCAAUAUGAUUGCACUCCAAGAGAGAUGUGAGGGAACAGAUAAAGGCAUUCCCACUCUACUCAUGGCAUCGGCCAGUGUUGACAAUGUUAUGGCCAUCACUGGGUUUGGAGUUUGUGUGGGAUUGGUGUUUGACACUGGAUCAUCCAUAGUUUGGAGUGUUUUCAAAGGACCUGUCUCAGUGCUCAUAGGGGUAGUCAUUGGCACAACGUUUGGUCUAAUCUUAUGGUAUAUUCCGGAUAAAUAUGAUUCAUAUAAAACAUCACCAGAUGAUAGCAAACUAUUAAGACUCUCUCUAUUAAUAUUAUUCGGGAUGUUCUUAGUGUUUGUGAGCAAAUCCGUCGGUUUCGAUGGCACUGGACCUCUCGGAUGCCUUAUAUUAGCAUUUAUUACAUCACUUAAGUGGAGGGGAACUCCGUUUUAUAAUCCAAUUCGCGAAGACUUGAAAUUCUUGUGGACUAUAUUCGAGGCCUUUUUAUUUGUGUUGAUCGGGACUGAAGUGAAAAUAUCGGAUCUUCAGGCAAAUUCAAUUGGUUUGGCUAUCGUUUGUCUAUUGAUUGCACUUUUCAUGCGAUUCAUUGUGUCGUCGAUUGUUGUGUUUGGAGUUCAACUCAAUCUAAAAGAGAAGAUUUUUAUAGCAAUUUCAUGGAUACCAAAGGCCACCGUUCAGGCAGCCAUUGGUCCCAUUGCUUUGGAUUUGGCCAGAGAUCGAAAUGACCCACAGCUUCAAGAGUUGGCUAAAUUUGUGCUCACAAUAGCUGUCAUCUCCAUAAUAAUAACCGCUCCAUUGGGAGCCAUAGCUAUGUCAUUGACAGCCAAUAAAUGUCUAAAAACAGAAGUCAGAUCCCAAUAUGAAGAUUUAGAAGACAAUUGUGUCAUUAGACAGACUAUGGAGGAGAGAACAGAAGUACGACCCCUUCUCAAUGAUACUUCAAAUUGUAUUCAAACUAGAAGUUUAAAGCCUUCUUAA
This is a messenger RNA of Oppiella nova, 1392 nucleotides long. The record is from the annotation of a GenBank genome assembly. NCBI's taxonomy places the organism in Eukaryota, Metazoa, Arthropoda, Arachnida, Sarcoptiformes, Oppiidae.